Juglans regia (Persian walnut) is the source of this 384-nucleotide messenger RNA. Its product is annotated as non-specific lipid-transfer protein 2-like. Gene Ontology annotation, cellular component: membrane. The transcript has 2 exons. Lineage: Eukaryota; Viridiplantae; Streptophyta; Magnoliopsida; Fagales; Juglandaceae. The record is from RefSeq and is a predicted model, not a curated record. The coding region runs from base 1 to 384 and encodes 127 amino acids. Gene Ontology annotation, molecular function: lipid binding. Gene Ontology annotation, biological process: lipid transport.
AUGGAGAAGAAAAUGAGGGCUUUGUAUGCAUUGGCUUUUGGCCUGGUGAUUUUGAUGUCGAGUGCAUGGCACUCAGAGGCCAUGAGACGCCCCGAGGCCCAAAUGAUUUUGCUGCCAUGCCAACCAUUCUUGGUGGGUGCUGGCCCUGACUCACCAGGCCUUCCCUGUUGUCUAGGUAUUCAAAAACUUAUCCAUGAGGCUUCCACCACCAAAACACGCAGGGCUCUUUAUCAAUGUUUGAAGAAUGCUGCUUCAGGACUUGAUCGUACUACUACUCUUGAUAGAGAUAAACAGAUUCCCCAACUUUGCCAUAUCAAUGACCCUAUACCAAUUGACCCCAACGUGGACUACUUCCAUGAUCCUAAUUCCUACAGGAGGUUUUAG